Striga asiatica is the source of this 354-nucleotide messenger RNA. The record is from the annotation of a GenBank genome assembly. NCBI's taxonomy places the organism in Eukaryota, Viridiplantae, Streptophyta, Magnoliopsida, Lamiales, Orobanchaceae.
AUGUGCAAGUCUUUUAUGGAUUAUUCGAUAUCCCAUCUCGAAACAUCCAUCGACUUGGAACUGUAUUUAAGAUCACGGCUUUCAAGGCAUCUGCCUACAGCGUGUCACCGAUCGUCUCCCACUGUGUUUGCGCAUGGCUUGCACUGGCCGCUGCGCAUCAUUGCCGAGCAAUGGGCAUCAAUGUUCUUGACUUCUUCGGGUGCUGCUGCACGUGAGCGUCUGUGGGUAGAUCGCAUGCCAUGUGCUACCCCUUCACCGGAGCUUGUCGCCCUGUCAUCGAGGUUGCCUCAUGCCCUGCUCGCCUGCCAACGUACGCCAUUAUCGCACCUGUCCGCCUGCACUCUGCCCGCGUGA